UGCCCUCACUCGUUCGGUUGGUCAGGCAUACGUUCGGUCGUCUUUGCUCAAAAAGCACAUCUAUAUAAAUCCAUAUAUACAUGUAAUUCUUAUUAUAAUUUUUCUUCUUUUGCUGUUCACUUAUAUAUAAAUGUACAUAAAUAAUUUUUUAUUGUGUGACAUACAAAAAUAAAAAGUAUUCUUUGGCACAUAUUGUGUACGGGUGGGUUGUAAUGCGAAGUGAGUUUCGCAUUGUUUGUCUGCACUAACGCAGCAGCAGCAGAAGCAGCACCAGUAGAAAUAAUAAUAACAAAAGGUUGUUUUUUUUCUUUCGCUCUACACAGUGGAAAAAAAGUAAUUGGUGUCCAAUUUUUGGUGUGUUUUAUUUUGCGUUGGGUAUGGGAAAUCUGCAACAGCAACAACAACAACAACAACAACAAAAAUCCAACAUAGAAGUCAAAGAACAGAGAAUUCAACUAAGAAUUUGAAACGAACUUACCACAUUAAAAAAGCAAUAUUCUAAUUUAUUGGUAAUCGUUUGUUGUUUUUGGUUUUCCUUCCAUCAAUUCGAUUCAGUGAAGACAGUGAGUGAGAGAGAAUAAAUAAGCAAUUGUGUCGCUAUCGGUCUAAUAAUUUUUCUAUAUGGCAAACAUUGGCAUUGCUUGCUUGGCUUUUAUUUCUGCGUUAGUUUCUCGUUGUUAGUGAACAAGCGCUAAGAAAGCAUUAUUUUGCCACUUGGCUCUGUGUUUAAGUGUUUUUGCUCAUUGUGUUUGAAGGUUGACGGCGAAAAACCACGACCACACCAUCAAUUUGGCCACAAUUUUUGUGCAAUAACAUUGGAAUCCAUUGAAUAAAUAAUAACGAAAAAUAAGUGAGUGAGAGAAAAAGAAGGCAAGGAAUAAAGAAAGAAACAGAAAAUAAAACACGGCAAGAGGGACAGACACGAAAAUAAAAAUCAAGUCAGAGCUAUUUAAAGUGUUUAACACGAAAAAUUGAAAGACUGGUUUGAUUUUGAAAAAAAAAAAGAAGAAGAAGAAGAAAGACGAUAAAAAAUAAAAAGAUUCCCGUUCAAUGGCUUGACUUUGGGUGCUUGAGCCAACAAUAAACGAUUUUGAAGGAGGAAGCAGCAAUUUGCACGAAAUUGAUUCGAAAGCGUGAGAUGAACGAAUGUAGCUGAAAAUAGAACAUCCAAGCAAGCACCAUAUCUGAUAUCAAUCGUCAAACAACAGCGUAUGGAAUUCGGUGCGGUUCUGGUCAACAUAUUCAGUUGAACAGGAGAGUAUUGCUGACGCUUUGCAUUUCAUUGGCGGGGGAAAAUCCAAUUUGAUUCUUUGCUCUUCAAGCGUAAACAGUGAGCGAAAUUGCGACGCGACAGAUAUUUAAAAGACGCGGCUCCUGUAUGUUUUUGGAAUAUGUGGUAUGUGGUAUAUGGGAACACGUGAGUAAUCUGAAUGCAGAUGUACAAAACGGUGUCAUGAAAACAAUAACAAAGCCACGGACCAAUUGAAAGCGACAGAAUUCCAUCGAUGUGCAUAAAAUGUGAAAACAACAACAACGGCAACAGCAACAGUCUCAAGUUUCGCUGAAAACAUUGAACCGCGAACGAACCAGAGACGAGAACGUUUGGUUUCAUUUCACCAAGUGCAUGUAAAACAAAUUCAAGGCAUCUAUUCACAUAUAUACAUACACACACACACGGACACGUAUCGUGUUCGCAACAACGGCAAACAACCAAAAUUAAGACUAAUUCGAUCGACACAAAACCGAAUAUAUCGUGCGAAACGAAGUAAACAGCUUACACAGAGCUCUCAGCUGAUUGUCGGCGUGAAAGUGUGUGUUUGAAGCUAGAAGGGAGGACAGAGAGAAUUAAACACACACAUAUACAUCACACAGCGUCGGAGAAAAAGAGAGAGAGAGAGAGAUUGGCAAAGAAGGUUGACAAUCGCACACAACAAACAACAAUCGCUGGCGAAAAAAAAAAUCAGCACAUUUUAACGAUAUAUAGAUAAAUAUAUAAUCAAACAAUCGAUGCGUGCAUGUGAAAGCCGUCAACGAUGCAAGCACGCCAAUCUACUGAUUCCAAUUGAAACUCUCUCGCCAAACGAAAACACAGAUCGCAAACGAGCGCGCGCACGUAUACGCCACACCACACCGUACACACACACACACACACACACACACACACACACACACACACGACCAAAUAACAAAACGCUCCGCGCAAAAGAAAAAAGGUUAAAACCGAAAAAAAAAUUGUUUUCAUUAAAUUUUAUCUGUCGAAGCGCGCGCAAUUGAUAUAGUCGCCUUGUUAUUAUCGUACCCACUCGCCGAGAAUUGAAAGUGACGGAUAAACAGUGUUAGUGCUAUUUUUAAGUAAAUAACAAUCGAGUUUCAAAAGGAAAAACAAAUAGUACACAAACUCAAACAGACGGAAUUAAGAAAAUAAUCAAUUUAAAAUGUAAAAGAAAAAAAAAAACAAAACAACAAAUGAAAUGAUUGAAACAUGUUUUGCUCCUUCAGUGCAAUGAAUGGCAAUUAGAAAACUCCCGUGAGUCAAAGUGGAAAAACAGAAGCAGCAGGAGCUAAGAACGUUGUUGGCUAACAAUCAUAUUUAUACAAAUGUGAUUGAAGUAGUGAUUUUGGCGGGUCAUAGGAGUCCAUGGUCAUAGGCCGAUCCAUUAACCGUUAUCGUGUUAUCAGUGAUAGAGCGAUAGAAAACGAUUGAGAGAGAAGAGAAUUCAAUAUCAAUUGAUAGAUGUGUUUUGUGCGCGCUAAAAUUAAAGCUUCGGCCCCGAUUAGAUCGACAUAAAUGAUUCUAUCGCAUUCGAAAUAAGGGACACUGAAACGACGGUCCGGCUUACGUUUUAUUUUCCCUUCUUCUAUAUUCGUUGUAUUGCGAACGAAUACGUUUAUCGCGAUUCUUAUUGUUUGAUAAAUACUCCAUACAAAAUGACGACGAUUUGUCGAUAAAAGAAAACGAAAAUCUAGGAAUAACACGUGAAAGAAUUUCCGUGACAAAAUACACAAGAGAAAAAUAGAGAAAAAAAACUCAACAGAAAACAUAACAAAACUCAAUUGAAGGAAGAAAAAAAGCGGUGUGAAAAUUAUUAAUUUUGGUGAUUGUUCCGUGACACAUCCACUGCGCGAUUCAGUCGCUCUCUUUUUUAUUGUUCGUAAUAGUUUAGCAUAUAUAAAUAAAAGCGGAAAAUACGCAUAGUGUUAGUGAAGAGAGAAAAGGAGAAAGAGAAGUUGAAAAACACACACACGCACGUAAUUAAUUAAGAAAAUGCAUCAUAACAACGAUAUGAUUAGUGGUAAAAUAUCAUCCGAUAUUGAGAAUAUGGAGUGGAACAUGGGGACGACAGCACAAUUGCCAAAUGUUAGAUUUGGGUCAAGUAGCAGCCAAGCGUCACAAAAUAGCGGCGACAUUUGUCGAAUAUGCCAUUGCGAAAGUGAUCCACAGAAUCCAUUGCUGACGCCAUGCUAUUGUUCCGGCAGCUUAAAAUAUGUCCAUCAAACGUGUUUGCAGCAAUGGUUGACAGCGUCCGAAACGAACUCGUGCGAAUUGUGCAAAUUCCCAUUUAUAAUGCACACCAAAAUAAAGCCAUUCAAUGAGUGGCGAAGUUUGGAUAUGUCGGGUGUGGAGCGUCGUCGUUUGUUUUGUGCAGUUUUGUUCCAUUUUGCAGCGGCGCUAUGUGUGAUUUGGUCGUUGUGUGUGCUCAUUGAACGUGCUGCCGAAGAAGUGAAACGUGGUCUCAUCGGUUGGCCAUUCUGGACAAAAUUGGUAGUGGUGACCGUUGGUUUAACGGGCGGUGUGGUGUUCAUGUACAUUCAAUGCCGACAGUAUCUUCAUUUAUGUCAUCGAUGGCGUGCGAGGAAUCGAAUUUUGCUCAUUCAAAAUGCACCGGAGAAGAUACAUCCAAUAUCACCACCGUCACCCGUACUUGUCGUCCGACAUCACAAUCUUCCACAGUACAAUCAAAUGCCCGCAAUGAUGAAUGCAUCGAACGGUGCGUCCGGCUAUAAUCGUUCGAUGGCGCAGAGUCAAUGCGUGGCAAACAUUGAAAAUAAUCCAUUAAAUUAUGAACGUGAUUGGCAAUUGGAUGAUUCCAGUCAGUCAUCGUUUAAACCAUGUCCGCAGGGUUCUGGUUCGAUGACACCAUUACCAUUUCACGAUUCCGCUCACACAAUGUAUGAAGCUAAUAGUCAGUUGCGUAGCGUGCAUUCGUCAAUGGAUGGCUCCGGUUUAGAUCUCAAUCAAAUUCCCAACUCAGCACAAGCGAUGCCAUUAACGGGUGGCACCUCCUCAAAUACGAUCGCAUCCACUUCCAACAAUCCAUUGGGCCAACAACAGCAGCAGCAGCAGCACAAAAAUGACUAUGGCUUGUUUAAGGUUCACUCGAGCGGACAGCAUCGCAACAGUAGCAGCAACCAACAGCAUCAUCACUAUCCAACGUCGUCCGUAUUUUUGGAGAACAGUGAUAUUCUAGAUGAUAAAGACUAUCCGAAAUUGUAUCAUCGGCAUUCAGCCAUUAUGAUGGCACCGGAUACAAUCAGUUGUGAUAGCGAUGCAAAAAUUCGACGAUACUCGGACACAAAACUAUUGCAUGCGGCCAAUCAUUUGGACGAUGAUGAUAAUGAAGAAAGUGAUUUAUAUAUGAAUGACACGUAUAACAAUCAUCCGAUGCCAAUUUUUAAUGUGGCCACCGUUCUGGGAGCCUCAAUUCCCACAACCACACACGAUACACAUCCGGAAAAUUAUCAAAUCACCGAUAUCAUUUUCGAUUCAAAUACAACGGGCGGCACCUAUGAUCCACUCGAGCUAAACAUUCAAGAAAUGCUUGAACUCGAUGGCAGCCGAAAUGUGCUACGCAAACCACGUUAUUCCAUGAACAAUGUGGCCGAUGGUGUUGAUGAAAAAUGUAACAUUCACUAUUCGGAUGCUGGCAACGACAACUAUAGCAGCAACGGUGGCGUCGGUGGCGUCAGCACCAAUAACAGCACCGCAUAUGUCAACAAUCCAGACAAUCGUAACAUGUUCAAAUCGAUGCCAAAUCUCAGCGCCAGCAGCGAAAAUCUAUUGCAAAAAUAAAUCGACAACAUGAUACAUUAUUCGGAUCGUUGGAUUGUUUCGGCACACAAACACAAUAUGAAAAAUGGUCAAGAUUUGGUCGCCAACCAAUUUUGUUUUGAAAUUACACACAAAGAAGCUUUAAAGACAUCUUGAUCUAUUUUUUUUUUUUUUUCAUUGGUUUGGCCACAAACAAAUCCCAUUUUGAAGAAGAAAAAAAAUCAAUUUACUCCGUUUUCAAACUCAAUAUCAAUCAAUGUUUAAUUGAAGAGCACGGAUUGUG
Messenger RNA from Sitodiplosis mosellana (orange wheat blossom midge), 5333 nucleotides. RefSeq lists its product as uncharacterized. The record is from RefSeq and is a predicted model, not a curated record. Gene Ontology annotation, cellular component: lysosome; late endosome membrane; cytoplasm. Bases 3266 to 5071 code for a protein of 601 amino acids. Lineage: Eukaryota; Metazoa; Arthropoda; Insecta; Diptera; Cecidomyiidae. Gene Ontology annotation, biological process: antigen processing and presentation of peptide antigen via MHC class II; protein polyubiquitination; immune response. Gene Ontology annotation, molecular function: ubiquitin protein ligase activity; MHC protein binding; zinc ion binding. The transcript has 5 exons.